Molecule: messenger RNA, 1578 nt
Organism: Chanos chanos (milkfish)
Lineage: Eukaryota; Metazoa; Chordata; Actinopteri; Gonorynchiformes; Chanidae
Gene: cbx6a
Product: chromobox homolog 6a
Exons: 5
Coding region: 1-1578 (525 amino acids)
Biological process (GO): negative regulation of transcription by RNA polymerase II
Cellular component (GO): PRC1 complex; chromatin
Molecular function (GO): chromatin binding
Source: RefSeq, a predicted model, not a curated record
AUGGAGCUCUCGGCGGUUGGGGACCGCAUUUUCGCCGCGGAAGCCAUUCUGAAACGCCGUGUCCGAAAAGGUCGGAUUGAGUACCUUGUCAAAUGGAAAGGGUGGGCAUUGAAAUAUAGUACGUGGGAACCAGAGGAAAACAUCCUGGAUGAUAGACUAAUCACAGCUUUUGAACAAAAAGAACGUGAGAGAGAACUCUAUGGCCCAAAGAAACGUGGACCCAAACCAAAAAACUUUGUGCUGAAGGCACGCGCACAGGCCCAGGCAGCAGAAACUUCAUCCCGAGGCCCAAAUGCCCGUCGCACACCUCAGCGGCCUUCGUCCAGACCAUCCUCCUCAUCCUCGACAGCAAUGUCUCCCCAGCCUUCUUCCUCCUCCGUAGCCCCUAUGCCUAAACUACACUCACUGGCUGCCACCCACAAGCUGAAGAAAGACAUUCACCGUUGUCACCGAAUGUCACGCCGUCCCCUGCCACGCCCUGACCCUCUGGCUUCACCCACUGGUUCCCCUAGCAACCCUUCCUUCUCCUCCCGCCCGCCCAUUUCUCCGUUCUCGGAAACAGUCCGCAUCCUCAACCGCAGGGUGAAACCCCGUGAAGUCAAACGAGGUCGCAUCAUCCUGAACCUGAAGGUCAUUGAUAAAGCAGCAGGUGGAAGUGGAGCCGGUAAUCGGAGGACCACGAUCCCCUCACGAAACCGCAUCAUUGGAAAGAAGUAUGAUGACAUGCCUUACAGACCUUUCCAGCCGCCUAUGAAGAUGCCUGGUUUCCCCAUGUACGGGAAGCCAUUUGGCCUCCAGCAGUGUGGUCCAGCUUCUUUCAUGCCCAGUUCAGCCACUGGUUCCAACACCAGGGCUAACGUGAAGGUUGGGAAAAGUGACUCCACAAAUUCCUCUGAAGGCAAUUCUCAGUUCCUUCCUCAGUACCAGUCACCUCCAUCACCCUCCAGUUCCAGCGGUUCUGAGAGUGGGCCUCCGUCCCCUCCGCCCAUCCAGCCAACACCUUCUCAACCAACAUCCCAGUCUGGCUUGGAAGAUGCCUCCUCCCCUCCCGAACUGAGACCUCAAGCUAAAUUGCGACCCUCAGACCAAUCUGAGUCACAGCUGAAUUCUACCAAGACCACUCCUGCUCCUGACCCUGUGACCUUCCUCCCUUCUUCUCCAUCCCUCUCUUCCUCAUCAGCAUCGUCAUCCUCCUCGUUGGAGGAUGAGGAAGAGAACAGCCAGAAUCUCUCCGCCCCUAAAGGCAGGAAGAGAAACCCCCAACGUCGCCGUAGACGCCAAGCAACCAAAUCCCUUUCUGCCUCCGAAGAUGCCACUUCUCAGCCUCUUGACAUUGCAGAGGGCAGCACCACGGAGAAGCCAAGGGUCCCUGUCGAGGGGGACCCUGACUGGCACCCCGAAAUGGCCCCUUGCUGUGCCAACGUGGUAGUGACUGAUGUCACCACCAACCUCCUUACCGUCACCAUCAAAGAGUUCUGCCAGCCCACCGAAACAGGGUCCGAGCCGCCUUCUCCUGCCUCCGAGAUUGCUUCUUCCCAAGCCGAAAAGCCCGCCUCCCCCACCUCCACUGCCCCCUAG